Messenger RNA from Naumovozyma castellii, 606 nucleotides. RefSeq names its product Cue1p (gene CUE1). The record is from RefSeq and is a predicted model, not a curated record. Lineage: Eukaryota; Fungi; Ascomycota; Saccharomycetes; Saccharomycetales; Saccharomycetaceae. The transcript has a single exon. The coding region runs from base 1 to 606 and encodes 201 amino acids.
AUGGUGUCAUCGAAUAUUACCAUUGUUGCCACACUAGUCAUCGGGGUUUUGUUGCUGAAAUGGUUCUUCCAAUCGGAUCAACAUCCUUCUGCUCAGCAAGUGAAUUCCACUCAACAGCAACAAUCAUCCACUGCAAGAAACACACGUAGACCAAAUUCAGGUGGAUCUUCAGGUUCCAACUCACGAGGUUAUCCUGUGACGGAAGAUAUGAUUCAAACAGUACAAAACUUAGCUCCAGAUCUACAUGUCGAGCAAAUCAAAUUAAGUUUGCAAGAAACUGGAUCUGUGGAGACUACUGUGGAAAGAUAUCUGAAUGGUCAAACAUUCCCCUAUCCUGCAAAUUUUUCUCCAAGUAGUGUCAAUAAUUUGAACAUCGCUAACACUUUACAACCAACUGAUCCAAGAAAGGUUAACCUUAUUAAGAGUGAAAAUUUAUUGACUAAAUAUCAUGUUGAUCUAAAUGAAUUUGAAGAUAUAGAGAUGGAUGAUGCUAAAUAUAGAGAGUUAGAUUUGGAUGAGCGGAAGAGAUACAUGAUUUGGAAGGCAAGAAGAAGUAUGGAGAAAAGGAUAGAAACAGACCCUAAACUUGCUGAAUUGUUGAAAUGA